AUGCCGUUACGACUGGAAAGUCCUCUCGUGAGGGUGGAACCCGCGUCGUUCCACACUAUCGAUACCUCCAAUGUGGAGAACCUGAUGGGCAUGUGGUCCGUCUUCAAGAAGUGUUCUGAUGCAAUGGAGGAUGGCAAACGCUACGAAAACCUAAGUUGGAGACUUUGGACCCGCGAAACAUUCUGCUGCGCGCCUGACCAGCAACCCUUCUUCUCACCCACCUGGACCUUCAAUCGAAGACGGUCUAGCAAAAGCCCCGCCGCAGUACCUGAAUUGUCAUCAAGUGUGGAGUCCGACGACUCGUCUUCGGCAGCUUCUCACGCGGACGUCGCCACUCGUCCAAACACCUCGAUAUGUCCUGCUCGACCUGAGCUCGUCUUGCACGACUCGAACGACCCUCGAAGUCGAGGAAAGGAGAAGCACAUCACCCCAGUCGACCUGGAGAAGAUAGUCAUCUCCAUCAAAGAGACGAAAGAGCUGGAGCCCCUCUCUCCACUACCGAUACCUUUGACACAGCCGGCCGAGUCUCGUCCGAAGCCGGGUCGACAAGAUACCACGCCGCGACCAUCGUCGCCACCUCCACCUCGAAAUAUACCCCAAUCCUCCACCUCAACCGUCGCCACCGCAGCAGACAGCGACGCCUCCGCAAUGACACCGCCCGUUGGUUCAGACACCAGCACGUCCACCAACCUCAGCUCUCACAGUGUAGUCCGCGGAUUCUCUUUGGGUCGCGUAUCGUCGUCAUUUCGCUCAAAGACGCACCUCGCUCCCACGCCUACACCGAUCCUCAAGACUUCAAACCAUCCAUCAAAAAUGGGGUUGUCGAAGAAGAAGGGUGCGACCUUCACUCUAGGUGGAUCAUCUGACGAAGACGGCACCAGCUCCCUGGAGACGCACAUGCUGAACACUAACCGGAGCUCCCUUUCGGAAGGACUCAGAAGGCCAGGACUCAGCAACGGCAAAACCACGUCGUUCAACGACAAAGUCACUUCAAUUCAGAGCGAAUCCUACGACAGCAACGACGAGGCGUUGGACAGCGAUGACGGAGAGGAGGAAGAGCCGUCCGAAAGCGCGAUCGAAGACGACGAUGACGAAGCUUGGGAAGAUUCAGAGAGCGAGAGUGGACCAUCAAGCGUAAAUGAAAACGGGCUGUUCCAGAGGGUCGAGUCGCGCCCCAAUCUAACUUCACGGCGGUCUAUGUUGACCGCUAUGAUGCAUGAACCGGAUCGGCAAAGGGCGCUUCAGAACGCGGCAUCAAGGUCUACGCCCGCAAUGCGACGAUCGCGAACCUCGUCACCAAACGGUCCGUCGCUCGCCAGCUCGCCGAAGGACGAUGAGCCGGGACUAGAGAUGCGCGGUGCUGCGGUUCCUCGCUCAAAGCCGAUUAUCAUGACUACAUCUAAUGUACAUCCUCCUGCGCUUUCUCCGCGCACCACACGCCGAAACAUGCUUACUACAGAGCUUACCGAAUCACUACGAAAGCACCUCCUUUGGGAGCGGCAACAGAAGAAUGCUACGAAUAACGCGGCACUGAAGCGGAGACACACUUCGCAAGACGUGAAGAAUCUGAAGCAGUACCCCGAGCCCGUUGCACUCCAUGGUGACCCUCCGAUCACACUUAAGGACGAGGCCGCUAAGAACAACAACUCCUGGAACGCAUUUUUCGACCACGGUCUCCAGGAGUAUCACGAAAAGGGGUGGUAG
Molecule: messenger RNA, 1704 nt
Organism: Coniosporium apollinis CBS 100218
Lineage: Eukaryota; Fungi; Ascomycota; Dothideomycetes
Exons: 2
Coding region: 1-1704 (567 amino acids)
Biological process (GO): mitochondria-nucleus signaling pathway; regulation of nitrogen utilization; negative regulation of transcription by RNA polymerase II
Cellular component (GO): cytoplasm
Source: RefSeq, a predicted model, not a curated record